This is a messenger RNA of Bipolaris oryzae ATCC 44560, 1029 nucleotides long. RefSeq lists its product as uncharacterized. The coding region runs from base 1 to 1029 and encodes 342 amino acids. NCBI's taxonomy places the organism in Eukaryota, Fungi, Ascomycota, Dothideomycetes, Pleosporales, Pleosporaceae. The record is from RefSeq and is a predicted model, not a curated record. The transcript is spliced from 2 exons. Gene Ontology annotation, molecular function: oxidoreductase activity.
AUGCCAUCAGACAUCCCCACCUCGUGCCGCGCCGUCGUCAUCGACAAAGUCGGUGCGCCGUGGACCAUCAAAGACGUGCCUGUUUCCGCCCCGAAUCCCGGUGAAGUCCUCAUCAAAGUACAGGCUUGCGGUAUCUGCCACUCUGAUGUUUUUCUUCAACAAGGCCAUCUUGGCGACCACGUUUUCCCGCGUAUCCCGGGUCACGAGGUGAUUGGCAAGGUGGUUGCAGUUGGCGAAGGAGAGAAGAGGUGGAAGGUGGGGGAUCGGAUUGGGGGAGGGUGGCAUGGGGGACAUGACGGUGUGUGCAAGGCGUGUAAUCGGGGGUUGUUCCAGAUAUGUGAGAAGAAGGAUAUAAAUGGGGUUAGUAAGGAUGGCGGAUAUGCCGAGUAUUGUACGCUCCGCAGCGAAGCCGCGGUACGCAUUCCGGCUGAUGCGGAUGCCGCUGAGUACGCUCCUCUGCUCUGCGCUGGUGUUACGGUGUUCAACGGGAUGCGCAAGAUGAAUAUCCAGCAGGGUGAUACGGUGGUUGUUCAGGGCUUGGGAGGUCUGGGGCACUUGGCUCUACAGUAUUCUCGCAAGAUGGGAUACAGGACGGUGGCGCUGUCUUCUUCGAGUGAUAAGAAGGACUUUGCGUUCCAACUAGGAGCGACGGACUACAUCGACACGUCCAAAGAGUCGGCAGCAGAGGGACUCCAGAAGAUGGGGGGCGCAUCCCUCAUUGUCGUUACAGCACCAAAUCCACAAAUUAUAGGGCCUUUGGUUGACGGGCUCGGACCACUGGGUAAGAUGCUUGUUCUUGCGCCUGUGGGUGACGUGCCGAUUAACACUGUGAGCCUGGUUCUGGGGGGCCGCUCCGUCCACGGCUGGCCAUCGGGACACGCACUGGACAGCGAAGAAGCGAUUGACUUUGCGGAACGUCAAGGGGUCAAGUGCAUGAUUGAGAAAUUUCCAUUUGAUAAGGCGGAGGACGCAGUCAAGCACAUGGAAAGUGGCAAGGUGCGCUUCCGCAGCGUCAUUGUCAUGGACUAA